Messenger RNA from Leptosia nina, 1875 nucleotides. The record is from the annotation of a GenBank genome assembly. NCBI's taxonomy places the organism in Eukaryota, Metazoa, Arthropoda, Insecta, Lepidoptera, Pieridae.
AUGGAGGAGGUAUCCACCAGGCCCAAUCUCGAGUACAUCUCCCCUCUCCCAAAAAUGAAGCAGAGGACCGGAUCGACUACUUUUACACAAAUUACCUGCGACGAUGCUAAGCUUAGAGUGAACGGUUUUACUGAUAGCCGAGCCGAGAUGGACUCUCUAAGUUCGAUGCACUCGCUUGUCCUUGAUUCUAAGGCACCAUCAGCAACGGUAUUCGUCGCGACCCAGUCAGAUCGACCCGCGAGCACGCCUUGCGCAGACGCACUAGGCGCAAACGGGCCACACGUGGUCACUAUCAGAAUAAACACCGACACAGAUAAGCCGAAAGCGCCCAAAAUAUCUAGUGUACAUCUCAAGAGCGACGUGGACUUUGACACGUUCAAGAUCAACGAUACGAAGAGGAAUAGCAGUCUGGUCAGGCUUAAUGUAGAGGACACUCGUCCGAAAAUAGAAACGGAAGAACUGAGCAAGGACAAAGCGCCGUUCAUCUACUGUAGCUCGUACGUGAAUCCGAUGACCAACAUGAUAAUGUCUAGCGGGCAGUGCUCACCGAGCGACACGUUAGACUCGGGCACGUGCAGCGAUCUCGACGGAACGCCGCCACCUCUGCCCAAAAAGAAGUUAUCCAAAUCGAACACGAAGAAAUCCGUAUCCGUCACAGUCAUUAGCUCUUCUAGAACUCACGGCGAAAUAGAUUUUGAAGAUAACGACUCUAACAUAUCGUGUGACUCAUUAAACAGCAGCGAAUUGAAUGGAAGCGUACACGCCGACGAAAGUCACGGUGACGACGCGGGCAAAAAAGAAAAGAAACAAUCGCCCGAGCCUUUGCAAUCGUUCGCUAAAGUGAACAAUAAAGAUAGCUUUCUACCGCUGGGUUUGCUGCAAGAUAUCAGAGACCGAUCGGCGAAGCUAACGACGGUCGACAUCGAAAGUGAUUCGAGCGAACGCCAAGGGGAAGUUAGCCAGAAUAUUAAUGAGGAUGCUAAUGUGCAGAAAGAAAGCGCGCUGACGUCGUUCCGUUUGGUUUCACAGUGUAAUGACGAGCUGAAAAGAAGCGCGGAUACAAAGACGCCGAUCAUCACCGAAACUACUUACGAAGAGAGGAAGAAAACGGAUAACAUGAAGGACCAAAUGUGCUAUAGCAGUCAUUACUUCGACACGGACAAAUAUUACGAUUUCCAUUUAAACGAGAAACAAUUCGAUGACGCUCCAGUGAAAAGUGUUAGUGUUAAAAGUGAGUGCCCCGACUUGACGGAUGUGGAAUAUUUUGCUGGGAUAAAGGACUUCAAGAGUGAAGAAGCGCCCUCUACUAUUAAGAGUUCAAAGGGAACGAUUCGCGGUGUAAAGAACCGAGUUCGCGCCGGAAUCGCUACGUUCCUUCAAAUGCAGAGCACUACCAAGAGUUACAAAGAAAAGGACGCGGGUAAAGUUGUGGUGUAUACCACCACAAUGGGCAUAGUGAGAAGUACCUACCAGCGCUGUGUCCUUGUGAAGAAGAUACUCCGGAAUCUGCUGGUGAAAUUUGAAGAACGGGAUGUGUUCAUGAGCAUGGAGUACCAGGACGAGAUCAGGGAUAGAAUGAAGAGUGACCAGAUUCUAGUGCCACAGCUUUUCGUAGAUGGAUAUCAUAUUGGGGACGCAGACACUGUUGAAAAACUGAACGAGAGCGGCGAACUGAGAAAAAUGCUGAAACCGUACAAGAGUCCUGACGCGUGCAACACCUGUCAAAUGUGUGGCGGUUUCCGUCUUCUUCCGUGUCGUAUUUGCAACGGAUCUAAAAAGAGCCUUCAUAGAAACCAUUUUACUGCUGAAUUUGUUGCUUUGAAGUGCAUGAACUGUGAUGAAGUCGGCCUCGUAAGAUGUGAGGCUUGUUCUUGA